AAGCUCGAAUCUCAGCAAUGAGCUCGAUUUUCAGCAAUGAGCUCGAAUCUCAGCAAUAAUUCCAUCGACGAUCGUCACCGCAGAGGACCAUGAACCUCAUCCUGCUGCAGCCGUCGGAGCUCACUGUUGCUGCUACUACCUCUACUAGUGCUACUUCCUCAUCAUCUACUAGCAGUGAUGAAGCACCAUCGGAACGAACGGCCGUUCUGGCGGCAGGAGAUGCCAGGGCCAAGCACAUUGUAAAGCAUUUGCGAAAGACAACGGGUGAGACGGUGACGGUGGGGAUUGAAGGUGCCCACCUGUAUCAGGCUACCAUUGUUGUGCUGGAUAAUGGGUCGUUGGAAUUAUCGCUCAGCCAGCAAACCCACGAUGACCACACUGCGCAGCCUCGUGUCACGCUCCUUUUGGCCAUGCCCUUUCCGAUGCGGCUCAAGUAUCUUUGGCCGGUGGUAGCCAGCAUGAUGGUAGAACGGGUGGUCGUGAUACAGGGUUCCUUGUCCAAUCCAGAGUUUGCCAAGUCGCGAGUGUUGCAACCAGACACCUACUUGCCGCUACUCAGGGAAGGAUUGAGUCAAGGAGGUCACACACAACUGCCAACAGUGGAAGUUGCAGUGGACCAGCCCAUGUCCACUAUCGAGAGUUUGGAAGGGUUAUUAAACAAGACGGAUCAACAAGGUGACAAUAGCAACACUACUACCGUCAAGAUAUUCUUGGAUUGCGGUGAUGAAACUACUGUUCCACCAACCGUGCGUGAAAUUAUCAUGGGACAAACAAAGAUAUUGUCGACGGAAACACCUUCGGCAGUCAUCGCUAUUGGGCCGGAGCGAGGAUGGACCGAGCAAGAAGCCCAAUUGUUUGCCAAAGCUGGAUUUCAUGCAGCCGCUCUAGGUCCCUCCAUUUUGCGCGUGGAUACUGCCGUGAUAUCCGCCAUCUCAUUGACACAAGCGGCUCUUCAGGAAUGGUGUCUGAAACAUUAUCAUUCUCAACAUGCCGAAGGAGAGGGAAGCAACAACAAACGAAAACACGGGGAAGAUUGAAUGGUGGUUGUUUUAGUGUCAAUCGAAUUGCACUGCGAAAAGAGCUCUGUCAUCCAAAAAGCAAGCGAACUUUUCAGCACUCUGAAUACCACCACAGGACAUCAAAAGGGUCUUGGGAGCUGCAACCUCCGCGCAAUUAAAACUGUCAACGAGGUUCGUUGGCUUGUGAAGUGUGUCAGUAAGGAGAGCUAGCCUAGCAGGAAGCUCGUCGAAAUACGAUGCAGGGACGAUAGGUCUCCUGUGUGAGCAAAACUGGGGACUCAGAAUGCUCACACGUAUCUACUAUGGAAAACCGAGGAAGCGUAACUAAGUUGGACCUCAACUUCAUCAUAGCGCCUUUUAUCCAAUAGUUACUUCUUACUACCAUACAUGUAGUAACACCUGUU
Molecule: messenger RNA, 1423 nt
Organism: Seminavis robusta
Lineage: Eukaryota; Bacillariophyta; Bacillariophyceae; Naviculales; Naviculaceae
Source: the annotation of a GenBank genome assembly